AGUCAGCGUCUAUGGGCGCCGAGUGCACACCACUCGACGGCGGGCUAAAAUCCCCCUCUUGUAACCGCGGUGUGUUUUAUAUAAAACACUAUUUUUAUUUAAGAAGUUUUAGUGUCUACAGUACUUUGCAGGCAUCAGAAAUUUUCCAACGGCUUAACAAUCCAGUUCUAAAUUGACUGAAUUUUUUUCACCGGACGCAAUUCAAAACAUAAACAAUAAAUAUGGUUUAUUCUUCAGAUUUCUACACUUCCCGCAGGCCUGCGUACUACAAACCGGCUAGUUCUUACUCAGUAACUGUAAGUUUUUUUUUUCUACCAUCACUUUAUUAAUAUUAUGAUUAUAAUACGCCUAAUUUACUUUAGAAAUAAUUAUUAAUAUAGUAGAGUUUAAACAUUUAACCGUUAGCAAUUAUUGACAAUUAGCUAUUGCAGUAUCUAUAUAAAUUAAAAUGAUUUUAAAUUACUACCGGAUACCAAUUACCGUAAUCAUCGGUGCUGUCUUAAGACUUGGUUUUAGCAGAAUCCAAAAUUAUUAUUCACGAUUAUUAUUUUUUUUUUUAAGUUACCCAUCAGCAAACAAUAAAUUCCAUUGUUUAUAAUAAUACCUACAGUUAGGUAUAUAUAUUUAUUAAGUGUAUACAGUAUACCUAUCAAAUAAUCAACAAGGGUGUAAUAUUGGAUAUAUAUUAUAUUAGAUAUUAGAUUUCGAGUCGCUUGAAAUUCUUACGACAGCACUGACUUUAAAUUUCCUUUAACAAAAUUAAUUUUAACAAUACAUUUUUGUAGCAAAGACAAUAUACCUAGCUUCUAUCGCAAACGGUUUUAUUAUAUUUUCUAAAUAAUGUACAGUCGAUGGUGUAACAUAAUAUUACUAUAAUAAUUAUAAAUUCUUUGCGAGGGGGGUAUAAUAUUAAAUAGCCGCAUUGAAAAAAAUAAAAAAUCAAUUACAUCUUAUACUAAAAAUAAACAAUAGUUAAACAAUAUUUUGCUGAUAAAUGUAUGAGUGUAUUGCUUAUAAUAUACGAAAAUACGCCAUUGGCUGUAGUGUACUAAAACCGAAAGAAAAUAUAUUAAUAAAAAUUACCUACCUAACAUAUUAUUAUACCUAAAUGCCUAUAUAGUGUGGUUAUAAUAACUUGUACCUAGUUAAGUUAAAGUUUCAAUAAAUCAAAAAACAAUUUUUUUAAAAACAGUGUGUGCAUGUUAGACAAUGAUGACGACCAUAUCGUAUUAUAUAUUAUUUAGGUUUCAUACAAUUUUAGUUAAUUUACAAAAAUACAUAAGUACUCAAUAAAUGCUAUGAUAUUAUAUUACCAACACCAUUAAACCAUUUCAACAUUUUUUACGAAUUUAAUAUUUCAACAGUUAGGCAAUAACUAUAAAUGUAUUUUUACAUGUAUAUAAUAUGUUUAUUUGUAUUAUGGAAUGUUCUCGAAUGUGUAAUUUAUGGCUACCAAUAUUUGGCUACUUGACCAUUUCUGGGGCUCCGCAUUUAUUAAUAACACGAACAUGCCCAUCUAAAUUUAAAUCUGUGAAUUCUCCGAGUUGUUCCUUCUUCCACACGAUAAUUAUUAACUAAAUCAUCAGUUAAUUAUAAUUUGUGUGUAAACAUUUGAAUAUACGUACUAUUUUUUUUUUCUGUAAAUGAUCUUUAUUUGUUAUAUAUUUGCCUAUGUCGAUUUGCAACACAAUCUCGACUAUAUAUUUAAUAAUUAGACAAAUCAUAGCAAGCGUGUAUAAGAUACAAAAAUAAUUUUAAAAUAUUGGAACCUACCUCGACUUUUUAGGGAUUUUUUUCUUUUUUUAAAUUACUUACUAUUAGGUAUUUUAUAGUUCAAUGAAUUCAAGUUGAUAUUUUUUGUACAUACUUAUACUGGCUAUACUGUUUAAACGAUAUUUUAGAUUCUGCGCGUAGUGAGAAAUGUAUUGGUUUUACAAUGAUUUUUAUUUUAUUUUUUAUAUUUUUCUGUGGACAAAUUUUCUACCAGCAAUUUUGCUCCAAUUUACAAUGAUAAUACUUUUUCUGAGAGGAAAUCUUACUGGGGUGGUUAGAUAUAAAUUAAAUUUCUCCUCUACAUUCACAACUUCUCACCUAAAACAGUGGCCCACCCACAUGCGAAGUAUGUCCCCCUUUUUUAUUAUUAUUUUGAUUAGGUUUUUUUACUUUUUAUUACACAAAGAUAGGACUUUUUCAGUAUAAGUAAUAUAUUUUAUAAGCUCAUGACGAAUUUUGAGCGGUAUAUUUUUUAAACUAACAAAUAUUCUUAUUUAUUGACACAAUAUAUACGGGUAAUAAAUACAAUAGUUAAGAUGGAAAAGAUUUCAGAUUGAUUUUAAGUGCAUUAUAUCCAUUUUUAGUUAUCUAUAUAUAUAAGACACAUAUUUUUAAUUACGUUUAAAUUAAAUAUAUUUAUAUUAAGCAUACGAUAGGCAGAUGCGUAGCCAGGGGAGGUCAAGAGGGAUGUUAUAGCAUCUCCCAUUGGCUAUGUUUACGUAUACAUAUUAUUAUACAAUUUAAUUGUUAACUACAUAUAACGACUUGGUACAAUUAUUUCUUUUACUGUCGAAUCCUGAGAGAAUGUAUUUUAUGCUGAACCAUAUGAAAACGUAUUUAAGGAAGAGCAUUAUGUCAGAAAACAGACUCAAUGGGUCGAACAUGAUUAAUAUAUAAAUAAAAAAAGAAGACAUAAAUGAAAAUUGUAUAAUUACUAUACCUAACGUCUUUGCUUGAAAUUCUCCUGGUUGUUGAAAGGUGUAUAUUCUGUAUACUAUAGUAUAUUGUUAUUUAUUAUAAGAUAUGCCUAGGCAUUAUAUUCUCUUUUCAUUAUUAAGUUUUUUUUUUUUUUAGAGCAUUACAUUUAAAUGCAUAUUGUCGAAAAUACUUUUCUAUUUUUUUUUUCGAGGGGGUGCUUACCUAUAUAAGGGCUUGCCCAUGAUUCGAGCAAAAACUUAUUAAGCUCCCUCCCCCAGUACAAAACCCUGGCUACGCGACUACGGGUGUAUAGGUACACACGCGCGUGUUUGGUUAUAUACCUUCUUUCCUCGCGUAUAAGAUUAAUAUAAUACGUAGGUAACAACGGACGUAAACUGCCCAAUUUUCCCAUAUUAUAAAAUAUUGUACACGGGUAGAUUGACUUAUCAGUGUGUGUGGGUGUAUGUGUGUUAUAGCUAGAGCAGCACCGAGAACACGGGCAACCCAAACCGGCCGCGUUUACCAGAAACACGGUCCGUGUCCCGUGGCACAAGGUCCCCAAUGUUCCCCGUCCUAGUCAGGUCGCGUUACCUUAUCUAGUAUUCGGUCGAAAAGGCGAUAUAAAUCAAAUACAACGGGAGUUCCUCGGCGCCGGAAACGAGACGGACGUCGAAACGGAAACGAAAGCGUUGAUUAAGUCUGCGCUGGCUCGCCGGCACCUGCACGAAACCGAAACCAUACCGUCAAAGAACCGUCUGAACCACCACCGCGUGGACACCGAAGGCCACGAGGGACACACUCGCAGGAGAAUCCUGUUCAGCUCGUUGCCGCCGACGUACUAUCGUUAUUGACGGCCCUAUAUACAUAAUAAUAUAAAACGAAUACACGCACAGAAUACAUUUUUAUAAUACCUAUAUAAUUAUUAUAAACCGUAAAUGCAUAAAACAAUCAUAAUUUUUAUUAAAAUACCAAUUUUCAAAAAUAUCAAAUAAGUUUGUUGACAUAACGUUAUUAUAGUUUUCACGCGGGGGUAGGGGACUCUAAUAUUUUAGUGUAUAAUGAAACCAUUACCCAUUUUGUAUGAUAUACACAUUGGUUGAUGGUGUUGGUAAUAUUUAUUUAAUACGCAUCACGAUUAAGUAUACGACAUUAUUUUAUAAUCGAAUCGGUCAUUUGAACAAACAAAGAAAUUCACCGUUCUUGAUAAAACGGGAUUAUGAUGGAUGUCUCAAGAUAAAUACGAGUUUCCGGCGGGGACACAAGUCACUUAAAAUUAAUUUUUGUUUAGAGUACCUUCUAUAAAAAUAAACUUGUCAAUUUCUUAGCCGUGUUCGACUAUUUGAGCUUAUUUUCCACACAUUUUGUAAUUAUUAUCAUUCAAAUUUGGUUUCUCAAAUGGCCGAUUCAAUUUAUUUACGAUUAUUAAGUUAUUACUUAUUAGCGCAGAUAUGGACGUAAUACCAAUAAUGGCUAUUAUUAUAUAAUAUUUAUAGAGAUAUGAGUGUUUAUGAUAUGGUAUCGAGACAAGAAUAAUUGUUUUUUUUUCUUUAUUUAUUUACGUAACGUUUUUCGGUUAUUUUACUUAUUAUUUUUUUUUUACUAAUAGAUAUUAUAAUAUAAUAUAAUCGUAUUAUACCUAUUAGUGUUACAAUGUAUACAUUUUAAAAAGACAGUAUAAAACAAAAAAUGCGUGCGCGUUGUGUUUUAUAUGUAUAUAGACGCCCAGCAGAUAUUCUGUGACGUCGUCGUACAGUACGCCUGCUCCGGUCGAAAGCAGAAGACAAUACGAAUAUCACACCGAGCAGCGCAUCGAAUCUUCGGGGCGCCCGGGCUCUAACUAUACCACGGAGAAGACGGUCCGCACUAGCUCGUCGUCGGACGGCCGUCCCGGCGGUUACCAUUCUUCGUACUCGUCCACCACGACCGGUCGGUUGCCUGGAGGCACCCCGACUUUCCGUCACUACUCGUAUCGCGUCUGAUCGGUUGACCGGCGUCGAGCAGAGAACCCCCCCCACCCCCCGGGACGCUGAAAAUGAAGAAAAAAAAAUUUAAAAAAAAAAAACCCAUCAUAAUAACGAUAUUAUACGCCCGUCAUAAAAUAUAUAUAUAUAUAUAUAAUAUAAUAUCCAAACAUACGGCCCAUGCCCCAUACGCACGAUAUAGUACGCUCAAUGACGUACAUAAAAUUAUUAAAAACCAUCACCUAUACCUACACUAAUCGGAUAUAUUAUUUUAACCGGUAUAAUAUUAUGGUCGAUACUAUUGUUGUUAUACACACAGUGUAUAACGAUAUUUUACACAAUACGCACGCACGCAUUUUUAACGAUGAAACUAUCACACCGAUAGCGUAUUACCUAUAUGUUCGAAUAAUAAUAUUACAGUCAUUGCUCGUAAACAAUACGUACACCAAAAAAAGCAACCAAUAUAUUAUAUUAUAUACCUAUAGGAUUAAUUUAUAUAACAUUUUAAUAUUGAUACCUAUACACCUUAAUCUCGUAUAACAAAACGUUCGUUACCAAUCACUAGUACCUAUAUCUAUAUAUUAUUAUUACCUAUGCUACCUAAUACAAAAAAAAAAUAAAUAUUUGCUAUAAUUUAUUUUUAAAGGUAAUAUAGUAUAAUAUAAUUUAUUUCGAUAUUGUCGUUAUCGUAGUUAUAAUAAUAAUAAUGUGUAUUGUUGAUAUUGAAAAUAAAUAUAAUUUAUUGUAAAAAACAAACUUAAUAAUUUAUGUGUGUUCGUAAUUAAUUUUCGUUCGACUUGGUUCCUGUAAUAUUAUAUUAUAAUUUAUAAUGUACCUAUACAAAUGAAAAUAUUAUUUUAUACUUACAGCCACUAUACUCGUCCGAUGGUUAUGAUUUACCGCCUACUUACUAUAAGGUAAUUUUAUAAAUAUUAAAUAUAGAUAGGUACAUACAUAAGAUACAUAUCCGUUCCAAAAAUAGUUGUUUUUUACUGCAAGUAUAAUACAAAACACUUAUAUGUAAGACGACUGCAGCUUCUGUAGAAUUUUAGAUAGGUACCCAAUGAAAUAAGUUUUCCAUAGGCAUUAUCAAUUCGUACUUUACCUAAUAACUGAUAAAAAUACAUUUUAAAUAAUAUACUUUAAGGGAGACCCCCUUCUUUUAAAUUGCCACUGAGUUAUACCCAGUAAAGUAGGGAAUCAAGAGAGUACGUAAUAUUUACAUAAAUAUAAUAUAUGUUUAAUGUUUUUGUAUUAUAUUAGUAUUUUCGAACUACCUAUUACUUUAAAAAUUUAAGAAAGAUAUGUAGAUGAAAAGUUACUUAAUCACCUACAUAAUUUAAGCAACACCAUUCAAUUUAAUUUUAAUAAGUUAAAUCAACAUUUUAUUUGAUAGGUAGUGUUAAAAUAAUUAUAAAGAAAAACAAAAAUAUAAAUAUUUUUUUCCUACAGUAACAACCUAUCGAGAUAUAUUAUAAUACGUUACAAAUUUAAAAAAUUUAAAAAUUACAUUAUUGUAUAUAUAAAUCACUUAUAAAUUGCUACUAUAAAUACCUAUGUAUUUAUAGUAGUGUCCAUAGUAAUGAUCACUGAUCACUAUACACUUAGUAUAUUUUGAAGGGGGCUUAUUUCUCUGUUCUUACGGUUUGAGGCGCUUAGUCCCUCAAGUCCCUCAUUUUCGUCUAUGGCUUGAUUGUUAUUGAACCAUUGCAGUGUAGGGUGAGUGGGAGGCGAAGGGGACGACCAUUCCCCCCUUAAGUCGUGUGAUGAUCUUUUUUAUUAUACAAAAUAUUCAUAAUUCUUAAGUACAAAUAAGUAAAAAUGCAACUGGUUCCAUAUGCCAUAAAGAUGAUUCCCGGACCUUGGAAAAACUUUGAUUGAAAUAAGAAUGACACACAUCUCAUUUAUACAUUUUAAAAAAUAUUCUCUCAAAGGUGAGAUAAAAUUAUGGAAAAUUAAGUGGAAACAAUCAAUUUGCAAAGGUAUAAUAAAAUAAUAUAUUUUCAGAAAAAAAAUUGGAAAUGAUUAAUUUAAUUUAAAUUUUAGAUUCCGAGUGUAGUGAAGAAUGUACCUAUUGGAUUUACAAUGAUGUUUUUUAUUUUUUUAAUACUGUGACAAAAAUUUGUACCAGAUAUCUUGAUUCAAUAUGUAAGUGUACCACCUUUUUUGAAAGAAAAUGUUGUCAUAAUUACUAGAAUGACUAGAUGGUAGUAAAGGAAGGUCAUAUCAGGAAACUCAGGAUAAAACGUAAAAAGAAUGGGAAAAUGUACAAAAAUAAUGUUUUUACAAUUUUAAAUUUUGUUUUUUAUUGUAGUUCACUUAAAAAUAUCCGUAGAGACUUGAAAUUCGGACAGAAAACUUAUAUUUGCCUUUUCUCGACGUGGUAAAAUUGUUGAGCAAUGUAUAGACAUUUUAAUUUUGCGAGUUUUGUACGUAAUUUAUAUUUUGUAGGUACUAUGUGGAUAAAUUUUUAGACCCAACAGAAAUGCUUGAGAAUUCAAUAUGAAGUUCAUUAAAAGUCAUAUUUUGUGGUAAAAAAAAAAAUUUGAUCAGAGACCUAACGUUUAUCACUUUUAAAUAUUCAUCGAAAUGAAAACAUUAAUAUAGAAAAUAUUGAUGAUAAAACUGCUCGAAAUACACUGUUCAAAAUAAAAGUAUUUUGUACUUGGUCAUCUAACUUAUAAUAAUAAUAAUUAUUAUUAUUUUAGAUUCCAAGCGUAGCGAGGGGGCUAAUAGUUUUACAAUGCUGUUUAUUUUUUUUCUUCUUCCUCUUUGUUCUAGUCUGUGGACAUGUUUUUCUAGUAAAUUUGCUCCGAUGUACAAGUGUAGCACUUUUUCUGAAAGCUCAAGUUGUCUAACUUGUACUCUUGUACUUUGAAGAAGUCAUUUUUUGAUUUUCGAUGCCAUUUUUUAAAUAAAAGCACUUAAGUGGGAAAAAACGUAGGAAAACGUACUAUUACACAAUUUCAUUAUUUUAUAAAAACACGGAAGACGUUUUCUACCUGAAUAACGGCCGUUUCCUGUUAUAUAUUAUCUUUCAACGUUUCUAGGAUCCGCGGCUUCUCAAUAUAAAAUCUAGACUUCAAAUAACUGCACAGUAAAGAGUCUGGAGGCGUUAAGUUGGGUAAUCGCGGAGGUCAGUCAAAAUCAUUAUUUUUUGAAAUUAAUUGUUUGAGAAACAAAGGACGCAAUGAAGCGAUCAUGGCUCGAGCUGUAUGACCUAUGGCGCCAUUUUAUUGAAACCAAUAGUUGUUCAUGCCAUUAUCAGUCAGAAAUGAAAUUAAAAUAUCCGUUAUCAUGGCCCGAUAACGUUCUCCAUUGAUGGAUACGGCAGCUUCAACAUUUCCUUCGAAAAAAAAACGGUCCAAUGGUUGUUUUCGCAAAAACUCCUGCCCAAAAAUCACGCGUUGAUUGUUAAGAUGCUGUUCGUAGAUUAAUUGAGGAUUUUAAAUGGCGUAGAACCAACAUUUUUGUUUAUUUAUGGCCCCAUUCAAUCUUAAAUACUUCGAAAAGUGAUAGGAAAUUCCGAAAAACGAGAAAUGCCAUUCGCUCUGAAGGCGACUAUUUAGACGGUAUAAUUUUUAAAAAGUGAACAAAUUUCCAAAAUAAACGAAAAAUUGUUCAAAAUUAAUAAUUUAUGUUUUAUUUUAUAAAAUUAUUACCAAAAACCAUCCUGAAGAUUUAAAUGACCUACUCUGUUUAAUAAUAAUAACAAUAACAAUAAUUUAUAGUCUAAGAGUAAUUCUUCGAGUAGAGUGCCUCAACAUUAAGCACUGACUCUGGUUUAACUUCAAUAGUUCAAUGUCUGUAUGUAUGUUUAAAAUGACCAUUCCAUUAUGUUUCUGCUGUCUUGUAGUAUUUCUUAAAUACGUUUUUAGCCUCCUAAGUGUAGAAAAUAAUAUUUAUGAUGAUAGUUGUUAUCACUUAUUCAUACACAAUGUUAGAAAAUUAUGUUUCAAACCGGUAUGAAAAUCAUACAAUUACGUACUACGUAAAAUUCUUAAAAAACUAAUAAACAUAUUUCGGGGGGGUCAUAACCCCCCCUCCUAGUUGUGCCACUGGGUCAAUUUAAAAGUUUAUAAAUUUCAUGAAAUUGAAUACCUAUAAAUUUAAUCUAUUAUGAUUAUAAUUUAGUUAAAUUUAAAAAUAAAUAUUAUAUUCAAAUCGUUAAUAUCGUAAUCGAAAUGUUAUAUUGUACUCAUCAUCAGAUUACAAUUUGGGGGCACGUAAAAUAUUAGAAUAUAUAGGUGUACGUAUGUAUUUAUAUGUAUAUUAUAUACUAUGCGGUUUCUACAAAACACUAGGUAGUUUAGGUUAGGCAUAAAAGCGAUAGAAAUAAAAUAAUAAUAAUAUAUAAUGCACUAUUAGAUAAGAUAAUAGAUACCUACCUACUUAAAUCCUCAUUCCUCGUACAUUACUAUUAUUGUUUUAAAACGUGCUAUUCAUCUUUCAGAUUUAUUAUUGAUUAUCAACCAAUGAUUUGUUGGAUUUUGUUUAGUUAAUUAGUUGUGAAUCUUAAUACAUACAACUAAUUUUCUAUUAUAAAAAAUGCCGCCCCAGUUUUAUUGAAUAUGUUUCCGUCUUUAAGAAAUAGUCUAUCCUGCUUGUGCCCUAGCAAUGCCCCCCCUCCCAUAGUCAAGAUCUGGAGAUGCUCCUGUUGCAGUGAUUGGUGAAUGUUAAAAUACCAAAAUAGUUAAUAUAGAUACUUAAAAUAUGAACCUAUAUAUAAUUACGGGUGCGGCAGUUAAUUUAAAAUAUGAAAUGUCUAAAAUUACCCGUUUGUAUUCUGUAGGUAUUGAAUAGAUAAGUAGGUAUAUUUUUUUUUAAAUAGUAAUAAAUUAAUAUAAUUAGGCGCAUCAAGUGUAUCAGACGUGUACGACACCUGCUCCGUUCAUUCUAACACCGCCAUUAUCAACCGGAAAACCUUCUCCAAAUGUUUUGCCUUAUAAUGGAUAUCCGUAUUAUCAUCAUCAGUACACACCGUUGCAUAGAAGAUCUGCAGCUGCAAUUCAUGGUGUAUUAGAUAGAAUAGAGCAUCGUCCGAGAUCACAUCCGUCAUACGAUCCCACCGACGAAUUCUUGAACUCGAGAAGCGCUACAGUAAGAUCCGUAAUUUAUACAUUUAUUAUAAUUAAAUAGGUAUUUAGUAAUUAUUUAGUAGACGUAUCUAUUCAGACAGUAAUAUAACGUUGUUUAAAAGUUUAAUAUGAAAAAAAUACAUCGUAAUUUUGGCAGUUUUAAUGUUAUUAGACCUUUGACGACGUAAAAAGGGAUAUAAGGGCACAGACCGCUGGAUUACUUAAACAAGUAUAUACACCCACAUUCAGACCGAAAAUGUCUUCAGUAUCGAAUACCUAUAGUGAAAUGCCUAUAGCACAACGUAUAGAAUCUGAUGCUUACAUUGAAAAAAUACUCGCUGAUUCGGAUUCGUAUCGCCGUGAAAACAACAUUGGUAUAAUAUUAUUUAAUUAGUAAUUACUAUUACAUAUAAAAAAUAUUAUUAAUAUGUAUUACAUAAAAUUACUUAAUAUUCUAUAGUUGUUUAAAUAUAUAUUUAUAUUUUUUUAAGGAAAAGGACAUUUAGCCUGCGUUUCAUAUGCCGGUGGCAAAGCAUAUCCAAGAAGAAGACCACAUUUAUCAACAGAAGUCGAUGAUAAUAUUACUAUGUUAUCGUAUUACAAUAAAACGAGAGAGGCCGCUGCUGCAUCUUCACCACGUUCAUCAGUAAAAAUAAGCAAAGCAGAAAAACAGUAUGACAAAAAACCAUUAUCAGAACAAAGUGAAAACGAAUCGGUCGAAACAGUUCGGCUAGCUGCAAUAAACGAAGCAGCAAAAGAAGAAGAAGCUCGAUUAGUUGCUGAAAAGGAAAAAACUGCAGCUUUGCUAAUCGCUGAAAAAGAAGCUGCUCGGUUAGUAGCUGAAGAAGAAGAAGCGAAAAUAGAAGAACGACGAUUGGCAUUAGAAAAGGAAGCUGACGAGAAAGCUCGAUUGGUAGCUGAAGAAGAAAGGGCAGUCCAGUUAGCAUUGGAAAAGGAAGCUGAAGAGAAAGCUCGAUUGGUAGCUGAAGAGGAAAGGGCAGUCCAGUUAGCAUUAGAAAAGGAAGCUGAAGAGAAAGCUCAAUUAUUAGCCGAAGAGGAAAGUGCAGCUCAGUUAAAGGCUGAAAAAGAAUAUGCUCGGUUAGCAGCUGAAGAAGAAGAACACAGAUUAGCAAUAGAAAAAAAGGCUGAAGAAACAGCUCGAUUGGCUGUUGAUGAAGAGGAACGCAGUUUAACAUUAAAAAAAGAGACCGAUGAGACAGCCCAAUUAUUGACAUUAGAGAAGGACUCCGAAGAUCCUGACAAAUCUGAACAAGUGGAUAAUGAAAUCACUUUCGAGGAAAUAAUUGAAGUAUCGGCAGUGAGUAUCUGUGAAUUGGCUGAAAGUACACCGGGAGAUAUUGAUGAAUUAGAAAUCAAAGACACUAAUAAUGAAGAAUUCGAUACUGAGCCUGAAGAAGUAGCUCAAGCGGAAGGACAAGAAUCAACUGAGGAGGAAGACGAAUCGGAAGACGAAGACGAUUAAAACAAAAAAAAAAAAUUAAUCACACUAUAAUAUAUUUAUAUUUAUACAAUUUAUUUAAAGAUAAAUGUUUAUUUAAAUAUUAUUAUAAUUUGUAGAUUAAAUUUCUAUGUGGUGUGUUUUCGAAGUACUACAUAAAAAUUAAUUGUUUGCAGUAGACUUAAACAAUUAUUGGCAUUUAACAACAUCAUAGAAAUUAAAGUAUUCUGCAGUAUCUAUACUAUCGUCUACUUGUUAUAAUAAUAUUCUAAAAUGUUUAAAAUAUUUAAAAAAAUAAUAACAAUAAGAUUGAAUUACGAAAAUAAUUUUAAUAAAUACCAUCCUAUGGUUUUUAUAUGCAAUAAUUUAAUUUUUGAGCUCUGAUUAUAUUUUAAUUAGAAAUCAACUGUUUUAAAU
Messenger RNA from Cinara cedri, 11606 nucleotides. NCBI's taxonomy places the organism in Eukaryota, Metazoa, Arthropoda, Insecta, Hemiptera, Aphididae. The record is from the annotation of a GenBank genome assembly.